CCCGCCCACUGAUAGCAGCUUACCUGCUGCUGGCCGCUCCACGCACUUACAUUUCUAUGGCUUUAGCGAGAGUCAAUCAGUUCAGUUGGAGACUGAACUAAAGCAUCAGAGAAUUACACGCGUGGAAAUAAAGAGUCGCGUGACAGAAAAACACGAUCAUGGCAUCUUUAAAUCUCGGGUUUAAUGGAGGUCGAAAAAAAGCAGCAGCGCGAAUCAGAGCCGUGGAGAGGAGAAAUCUGAUCACCGUGUGCAGGUUCUCGGUGAAGACUCUUAUUGAUCGUUCAUGUUUUGAAACGAUAGAUGACACAUCUGCUGAGUUCAUCAACUUUGUCUCCAUUCUGGAACACAUUCUGAGCCAUAGACUUAAAGGUCAGGUCAGUUGGUUUGGCUAUGAGAGUCCACGCAGUUUCUGGGAUUACAUACGUGUAGCGUGUAGUAAAGUACCCCACAGCUGCAUCCACAGUAUUGAAAACAUGGAGAACGUCCGCAGCUCCAAGUCAAAGGGUCGUGCCUGGAUCAGGGUAGCGUUAAUGGAGAAACGUUUGUCUGAAUACAUUUCUGCAGCUCUGAAAGACUUCAAAAUUACCAGGAGGUUCUAUGAUGAAGGGGCGGUAGUUCUGGCUGAAGAGGCGGGGCUUCUGGCGGAUACUCUGAUUGGUCUAAAUGCCAUUGACUUCAGCUUCUGCCUGAAAGGGGAGGGGCUUGAUGAGAGCUGUCCAGUCGUCAUUGACUACACACCGUACCUUAAAUUCACACAAACAUCUGACAGCAUCAGCAGCGAUGAAGAGGAGAUGAGGACGCUGGGCAGCAGUGGAAGUGAAGCAGGAACUCCUGAAACCUAUUUGGCAGCAAAUCUCUUGGCCGAUCAGAGCAGCUGGUACAGCAAGAGUAAAAGACUAGAGCAGAAAUACAGAGUCGUGCUCGAGCAAAAGGGUUAUCUGGAGGAGCUGGUACGUCUAAGGGAAGCUCAGCUGUCGGAGUCUGAAUCUCAGAAGAAAUCUCUCCUGAAGCGGCUCGAAGACACGGAAUUCACACACAAAUCUGAGAAAGAGCAAUUGGAGAUCAUCAUACUGGAGCUUCAGGAUCAACUAACGGUGAUGAAGAACCAUGACCUGCGCUCCAGACAGGAGCUUACCGCUCACUUGACAAAUCAGUGGCCCUCACCUGCUGCCUUGGAUACAAACGCUGUUGCCUUGGAUACGAUCCUGUACAGGAAACGCACAGGACCAUGGGAGGAAAAGAGCUUCCCGAGUUUAGAGCAGCUUUCUACAGAUAUGAGUCUAUCUCAGACCUCUCUGGAUCCAGCACAGCUCAACACGCACAGUCUGGACAGCAAGACAGGACUCGCACAGUGGCAAGGGAAAGAAGAUACUCCGUCGCUUAGGGGUUUGUGUGGCUCAUUGACCUCAAUGGCUAGUUACAAAUCUCUCGCUAGCCUAAAGUCCAGUGAGUAUCUGGCCAGUCCCACGACAGACAUGACCAGUCCUGGACUUACUCCAUCCUGAAAACAUAUGGACAUUGUAUAUAUACAUACACCUGGCUGACACAUUCAUGCAUACACAAUGUCCUGCUUGAGAAACCAUGACCAAACUACACCACCAUCUUCUUGCCGGACAAGGUGUCGCAUCAGGUCUGUCCUGAUCAGUUUUAGUCUUAUUUAAUUUGUGUCAUUGAAGUUCAUUAUUGUUUAUCGACUUCAUCACACACACAGUACUGUUUAUUUAGUGAAUCACAAUGAAUGACUCAGGACAUCAGCUUUUGUAAACCAGCCCAGAUUUCAAUGCCAAAUAAGUGUUUGGAUUCAGCCCCAGCUAAAUUUUGAUUUUGACUUAAAUUUUGUCCUAUAGAUACAUUUAAAGUCAAUUUGCUAUUAAUUUAUAAAUUCAAAUAUUGAUUUAUUUGUUAGUAAAAAUAUCCCAACAAUCAUUUAUUCUGAGAUUGGUUGCCUUAACAGAUGCUCUCAGUGAUGUCAAUUUAGCAAUGUGGUUUCUAAAAAUGGUAUCAUUUUAUUGUACAAUUUUUUUGUCACACAUUACAUGUACUUACUAUUACUAGUAAUAGCAGUAAAUCAUUAAUGCAACUAACCCUAAACUAAAAUCCUAAUGCUGCUUUAAGACCUGCCGCGGUAGAGGCGUCAAGCACGAGUGAUUUCAAUGUUAAGUCAAUGUAAAGAUGUGUUGAUGUGCGUCUGGAGGUCUUGCGGCGCGAAUGAGGCGUUUAGCGCGGAGCGAAUUGAGCAUUGCCGCGGUAAACGCGCAAGUUUAAAAAUUUGAACUUUGUCGGAAAAACGCGCCGCAUUAACCAAUCAGGAGCUUGCUCUAGUAGUGACUUAAUUACAGAAGCCCCUCCCAUGAUGCAAAUAUUCGCGUGGAUGUCUCGAUAACUAGAAUUUCACACGCGUCUUUCACGCGUGAAUGAAGGGAGUAAACUCAAAAUGUUUAAGCUACAAACAAGACGCGGUAGACGCGAAUUUGGCGCCUAAUGCCGAGUUCAGACUGCAUGAUUUUCAAACUAGUCGGGUCACCUGUGUGAUUAUCUGGGGUAGCGUUCAGUCGCUGCUGUUGCAAACUGCAUGAUGGAUUGGCGACAGGGGUUUUCAUACUGCAUGACUUUACCGUAAGAAGAAUCGCCGAUAACUUUGUCCCGGUCCGCAAACUACGUCUCACAACCAAACGCACACGAGAAGUAACCCUAAUGCUACGUUCACACCAAAUGCGGGACAUCGCGUUACUCGCUGUAGAUUACUAGUGGGAUUUAACUUCGUGUCAUGCGAAUUUUUCACUUGAGUUGAAUAUUUUAGAUGCGUUUGAGGCGAAUAGUGCAUGUUUUAGCGGUAAACGCGCUGCCCACAUCGCGUCAUUCGCAUCGCCCCAUGCGAGGACGCAUCUGAUCGCGUCUUUGCAUUGACUUUGUAUGUAAUCAUCUUGUGCAAAUCGUUGAACUCGCAUCUGGUGUAAACCCACAGUAAUUCUAUACCUUAAAAAUGUAAGUUACCUGAUUGCCUUAAAAUUUUUUGUUAAAUCAACUUAUCAAAAUAUUAGUUGACUCAAAAAGUCCUAUAAAAAUUUGCGUUAAAUAAAUAAAAAACUAACUAACUUUUUUUUUUUGUUGAACCGACAAUUUUUUUUACAGUGUAAGUAUCUGUUAUUUAAUUGUUAUUGCUCAAUACUUAAACAUAUAAUUACAAAGUAACAGUGACAAAAUAAAGUGUAACCAAAAGAUUAAAGCAAGCAAGAGAGUAAAAUUUACACCAAAAAAGUUUUAAACUGAAAGCUUAGUCUAAUUCAUGGAGGCCAAAUCUUUAUAUAAAGGAUAAUAUCAGCUGGUCAUUAUGCAGAAAAUCUUGUAUCAUCCUGAAAAGGUUUAUGUUGCGAUAAUGACCACCAGGUCUACAUUACAUUAUGCAGAUUGAUACAUGGCUGUUUACUCGAUAAAUAAAUAAAUAAACACAAAAUAUUGAUUCGAGUUGAAGAGUAAGAGGUGGGGUGACAAUGGGAGACAUAAAUAUAGCACAGCUACAGCAUGAAUCAGCACAACAGGAUAGUGGUCUAUUAAAUAGUUUAGCAGUCAUUUUUCAAAAAUGUUAAACCUCAG
Molecule: messenger RNA, 3594 nt
Organism: Paramisgurnus dabryanus
Lineage: Eukaryota; Metazoa; Chordata; Actinopteri; Cypriniformes; Cobitidae
Gene: rundc3b
Product: RUN domain containing 3b
Source: RefSeq, a predicted model, not a curated record